AUGGAUAAUUUGAUCAAAAUUCAAACGCUGCUUCAAAUUGAGAAAAGGAAAUGGAUGUUCUUGGUGGGUUUGGUGGCUUUAACCCAUUUAUUCUGCCAGUCUUUGAUGCUUCCUUAUGGCAAUUCCUUUAUGUCGCUAUUGCCCGGUGGGGAGAAGGCCAGCAAAUCAUCCAAUCAAUCUUCUGUCAAGACUGUGAUGCCUGAAAAUGCUCUAAACAUUGGUAUCUUGAAUUCAAAUAAUGCAUCUCUAUUAGUAAGUGGAGUGAAAAAUGCAAAGAGUUACCUCUCGGCUACAAAUGCAGUGGAUAAUGGAGGAUCAAUGGUAAAAGAUGAAGAAAGAAGGAUUAAUAUUACCUCCGAUAGUGAGGUCAUGGAUAAUGAUUUUGAUUUUGAUUUUGUUGAUGAUGAAACAUUAGAUAAUGAUAAUCCAUUUCAAGUUAAUCCAGAUACGGAGGAGGGGUUCAAGGUGCAACAUGAUGAAACCCAAGAACAUGGUUCUAAGGAAAAUAUCUUCACAGAAUUACAAUAA
Molecule: messenger RNA, 528 nt
Organism: Fraxinus pennsylvanica
Lineage: Eukaryota; Viridiplantae; Streptophyta; Magnoliopsida; Lamiales; Oleaceae
Source: the annotation of a GenBank genome assembly